GGGACUCAGACUGAAAUUGACAGCUAUCGGCGGUAGUGUGAAAGUGGCCACCUCCCCUACACCAACCAUGCUUGUAGCCCGCAGAGAGAAGUCGGGCAUAUCAUCUGAAAUGCCCCUUGUCACUCGGUAGCCGAUUUACAUCAAGUGCUGUCGUCUUUUAGCAGAAAAUCUGCGAAAAUCACAAAGUAGAGCAAGAGCUGUGGUAUCUUGCGACUGCUCCGCUCUAUGGCCAGGUCUCGCCCCCUGAAAAGUCACUUUUAAACCUGUGCUGAGGGGAUGAUAUUUCAUCUUCCAUGUAUGGAAGGGAAUUUCUCAACAUGCUUAGCAUAAAACCAUAUAGAAGAGGGAGUACAUGACUGUUGCAUACAAAAAAUGCCUCUUGUUAUCCAAUUCUUUGUUCCUUGUGUAGGAGAGCAAAGACGUACGUUUCUCAAAAGCCCUCUGACUCUGAGUCAUUGCACAAACUCUCUGACAACACAACGAGAUGAAUGAGAUGAGUAAGAGGGUGUUAAAUUUCACCCUGGAGAUUGUCUACCUGCUGACUGGAGGGGAAUAUGUUGUGGUGAAGAAGUUUAUUGACUACAUUUCAUACAGUAGCAGCCCCUGUAUUGCAGUGUUCUGCAGGAAUAAGGGUCUCAGCAAGGUGCCUCAACAUCAUUCCCCAAUCCAUGAGAGAAACCAUGAUGAGAAGAUCCUGGAACUGACCAAUCGGAUCAUUGAGCUGCUGACUGGAGAGGUUCCUAUAAGAUGUGACGAUGUCACUGUCGCUUCCUCUAUGGAAUGGUGGGAGUGUUUUGACCCUGAUACAGACUUCUUGACAACAAAUCACCAGCCAUUCACCAAGAUAGAUAUGUCUAAAACGGGAAAUACAUCUACAGGAGACGAAAACCUCACUGGCAUGUAUAUGUCCACAGACAACACACAGAUGGACUAUACGUCUUUUCAUAUCAAGGAGGAAUCCAUUUCAUCUGAAGAAGGCCAUUUCUCUGACUUUUAUGCAUCUUCAGAACAUCCACAGACAGAAUAUCUGUCUGCACAUGUUAAGGAGGGUUCAGCCUCACGUGAAGUAGAAAAUCUCACAGAUAUUUCUACACCCACAGAACAUCCUCACACAGAAUAUCCGUCUACUCCUAUUAAGGAGGAACCAGCUUCAUAUGAUGAAGAAAAUCUUAUAGAUAUUUCUACACCCACAGAACAUCCACAGACAGAAUAUUCAUCUAUUCUUUCUCAGAAGAAACUACUCUUAUAUGAAGGAAAUCUCACAAACCACAACAUGUAUACACCCUCACAACAAUCACAGGCAGGAUAUAUGUCUAUUUGUAUAAAAGAGGAAUCGUCUUCUGGCGAGGAAGAAAGUCUAACUAACUCCGAUAUUUUCUUCAUGUAUAACUGCUCUAAGUGCCAAAUGUCAUUCAAUGAUCACACAGAUCUCAUUAACCACAGGGCACUUCAUAAUGUAGAUUUCCAUGCUUGCUCUGAAUGUGGGGAGCAAUUUAGCUGUAGAUCAGCGCUUGGUGUGCAUGAAACAGCCCAUAAAACAGAAAGAAUAUCUGCAAGUUCUGAAUCUCCUAAACCACGGCUUCUUGAUUAUCAAAGAGUUCACAUAGGUGAGAAGCCAUAUCCCUGCCCUGAUUGCGGGAAAUGUUUUAACCGGAAACAGCAUCUUAUUUUACAUCAUAGAAUCCACACUGGAGAGAAACCGUAUCCUUGCCCUGAAUGUGGGAAAUGUUUUAACUUGAAGCCCAAUCUUAUCUUGCAUCAGAGAAUUCACACGGGAGAGAAACCAUAUUCCUGCCCUGAAUGUGGAAAACGGUUUAACCAUCAAUCACAUCUUGUUAACCAUAAAAGAAUCCACACUGGAGAGAAACCGUAUUCAUGUCCUGAGUGCGGCAAAUGCUUUGCUCAUCAAUCAGUUCUUGUUUCUCAUCAAAGGACUCACACUGGAGAAAAACCUUUUUUCUGCCCUGAAUGCGGGAAAUGUUUUGCACAAAAAUCUGUUCUUGUAAAGCAUAAGAGAACACACACUGGAGAGAAACCAUAUCGCUGUCCUGACUGUGGCAAAUGCUUCACUCAAAAAUCUGUUCUAGUUAAUCAUCAGAAAAUUCACAAAGGAGAAAACCAAGUUCUAGGGCCUGGCAACAUUUUAGGGUCAGGGAACUGAUAAGUGGACAUAGGAAAAUUAACACCGGAAUAAAUAGUGAUAUUUCAAAAUGAUUCUAACAAUUUCUCAAUGUGAUAAUCAACAAAAUCUGUUAUAUAUGGUGUAUAUAUAAACAAUUGUUUACAGUG
Molecule: messenger RNA, 2289 nt
Organism: Pelobates fuscus (common spadefoot toad)
Lineage: Eukaryota; Metazoa; Chordata; Amphibia; Anura; Pelobatidae
Product: oocyte zinc finger protein XlCOF8.4-like
Exons: 4
Coding region: 485-2161 (558 amino acids)
Source: RefSeq, a predicted model, not a curated record